Molecule: messenger RNA, 1061 nt
Organism: Physeter macrocephalus (sperm whale)
Lineage: Eukaryota; Metazoa; Chordata; Mammalia; Artiodactyla; Physeteridae
Gene: TMEM176A
Product: transmembrane protein 176A
Exons: 7
Coding region: 94-813 (239 amino acids)
Cellular component (GO): membrane
Source: RefSeq, a predicted model, not a curated record
CAGCCCCCACUCAGCCGUCCCCAGCCCUCCUAUCACUCUCGACGGUGACUGCCGUUCCCUGAGGAGAGCAGGCGGGUGUCCGCAGGCUUGGGGAUGGCGGAUGGCGGGGACGUGGCCCCUGGGGCUCCCCAGCCCACCUACAUCAAGGUGCACUUCCACCAGGAGUCGGCUCUGGCCAAGCUGCUGCUAAGCAGGAGCUCCCUGCUGCAGCCCCACGUGCCCUCGGCCCACACCGCCACCCGGGCCCUGGGCCACCGCCGGCUGCUGGUGGCCUCCUGGGUGGUGCAGGUCGUGCUGGGGAUGUUGAGUGGGGUCCUGGGAGGAUUCCUCUUCCUCUUCCACUCUACCACGCUGCUUGGAUCGGGAGCUCCCAUCUGGACGGGGGCUGUGGCUGUGCUGGCUGGAGCUGUCGCCUUCAUUUAUGAGAAACGAGGUGGCACCUACUGGGCCCUGCUGAGGACCCUGCUCACCCAGGCAGCUCUCUCCACGGCCACAGCCGCCAUCAUCAUCGGGGCUAGAAGUCUCCACGAGUACCGCCCUUUUUUCUUUAAUAGAAUCUGUGAUCUCUCCCCUUCCUGGGGGCCCACCGGGGCCCCCAGCUCUCCGAGUGCAGACACGAGAAGGCUAAAGCUGUGCACCUCCUAUGUGAACAUGCUGAAGGCCCUGUUCAUAAGCAUCAAUGCCAUGCUGUUGGGGGUCUGGGCUCUACUGCUUCUGGCAUCUCUGGUCCCCCUGUGUCUGUGCUGCUGGAGAAAAUACCGAUCUAAGGAGAAAAGAGACCCUCCCUUGGAAGAAACUGCUGGGAGUGAGUGAAAUUAGCCCUGCUUCUCCAGAGGACUCAUGUCUGGAGCUCUGCCUGGACUGGGUGUCCCAGCAUCUGCCUCGUGGAAGAAGAACCAGGCCGGGAAGAGAGGCUCUCCUCUGGCCCCAGUUAUCCUUGCCCCAUGGCCACAGCCACUGCCCUGCACCACUAACCAUCAGAGCUGCUCCGGUCCAUUUCCUGCUCACCUUCACCAUCCUGCUUGCUUCGUGUCCCCCUCUCGAGCAAUGAUGAUAAUAAA